This is a messenger RNA of Zophobas morio, 497 nucleotides long. RefSeq lists its product as uncharacterized. The coding region runs from base 62 to 436 and encodes 124 amino acids. NCBI's taxonomy places the organism in Eukaryota, Metazoa, Arthropoda, Insecta, Coleoptera, Tenebrionidae. The transcript is spliced from 3 exons. The record is from RefSeq and is a predicted model, not a curated record.
AUAACCUAGACACAUACGCGUAAUUUCUUCCCAAUUUCCCAUACACUUAUUUAUCAUCAAAAUGAAACGUCUUUGCAGCGUAGUGCUCCUCCUUAUAGCUUUUCGUUGUGUAUUAACGGUCCACUGGUGUUAUGUUUGCGACGGUAGUUCAUGCCAUGAUUCACCGUUGAGUAACAUUCGUCAAGACUGUCGAAAAGUACAUAACAACAAACAUCAACGUUACUUGUGUGAAUCUAGACACAACAAAGAUCAAAAUACUACUGUGAAAAGAUGUAUUGUAAAUAAUCCCACUACUAUUACGGAAUGCGACGAAUUGAAUCUUCACAGAGAAACAUCCUGCUUUUAUUGCGACCGAGAAUUGUGUAACACUGGUGCAAAGACGAUUGAAGGUUAUUUGACAGAACUGAAGAGUUUCCGUGAAAGAACUGAAAAUUAGUAGUACGAAGGUUUUAGACUCGUUUAUACAGCGUCAAAUAAAAGAUUAUUUCUUAAAUUAA